This is a messenger RNA of Histoplasma capsulatum G186AR, 1293 nucleotides long. Its product is annotated as mitochondrial carrier protein. NCBI's taxonomy places the organism in Eukaryota, Fungi, Ascomycota, Eurotiomycetes, Onygenales, Ajellomycetaceae. The transcript has 3 exons. The record is from RefSeq and is a predicted model, not a curated record. Gene Ontology annotation, biological process: mitochondrial L-ornithine transmembrane transport. The coding region runs from base 1 to 1146 and encodes 381 amino acids. Gene Ontology annotation, molecular function: L-ornithine transmembrane transporter activity.
AUGUCCAUCGUUUCUGGUAACCCCUCUAAUACCAGUUUUGAUGGAAGCCCGUCAACCGACUCAGAUUCUUCGGACGAUCCAGCGCGCCGGAAGCCUCGAACAAAUGCAGCAACGGGCGCAUCGGCUGCGGGUGCUUUAGCCAAAGCUAUCAACCCGCGAGUCGCGGAGGGCAGCUGGUCAUGGCAUACAACGACUCCAGGACUCCUCGCCCACGCCGUCCGCAUGUAUGGCUGGCGUUUCCUUCCAGACCAAGUCCUCCCACCCCUUGUGGGAAACAUUGUGGUUGGGGCAGUUCUAUAUACUUCGUAUCUUCAAAUAUUAAGCGGACUCCACGAGCCCACAUUACAAGCGACCAAGCGCAUUUACCCACCUCCAGCUCCGAGCUUGACAUUCACAGCCGGUUUUGCUGCAGGAGGAAUACAAUCCAUAAUCGCAGCGCCCCUGGACGCGCUCCAGGUGCGGUUUAGCACUAGUGAUAUGAUAAAGGGCCAGUACAGGAAUGUAUGGCAAUACGGUAAACAUAAACUUCAUGAAAUAGGCAUUCGGGGCAUCUUUUCCGGUUGGGGUCUCUCGUUCCUGAAGGAUUCGUUCGGCUCCGCUCUCUUCUUCGGCAUGUUCGAAACUAUCAAGUCUCAAGGAUACUACACCUUUGUCAGAUAUUAUUACGGCUCUCUCAAACCACACCGUGUCGAGAAACUCUCGGUGUCAGCAGCACCCACUUCAUCUGGAGGUAUCCCCUCCAUCCAGCCUCACUAUGCUCUAGAACCCUGUUUCCUGAUGCUAGCCGGCGUUACGGCGUCGCUGGUGCAGCAGUUUGCGCAGCACCCUCUCAACCUAGUGCAGACUGUCUACUAUGAGAGGCUGGAGCACAUCGACGCGAUGGCCAAGUUAGAUCACUCGGGGAUGAAGAUGAUGAAGCACCACUAUGAAGCGUACUUGGGGCUAUUUGGGAGAUGUCAGAAACUAGCCAUACGCGCGGGUGGCUGGCAUUCAUGGCUUUUUAGAGGAUUUUUUGGGAACGCUGUUCGUCUGGUGCCAAGCACUAGCGCUGGUCUUAUCAUCUUUGAGCUGGUCCGGCGUAAAUAUGGGGUCGAUGCGGAGAUUGUGCAUAUUCAACAGGACGGCUAUGAAAUCAUUUUGACAUAAUUAUCGGUUUCGAUAUUAGUUAUCUUUUUCUCGCAUGCGCCCCCUUCCCCCACUCCCUUUUUUUGAUGUAUCGGUCGUAAAUGAUGUAUAUUUUAUUGUUGUUUUGGUUAUACCCUUUAUAUAUUACUUUCGUUGGUAUCUUGAGAG